CCUCGCCCCGCGGCGGCGGCAGUGGCACCGCUCCCCCUUGGCUCCAGCCGCCGUGGCGGAGCGCGCUUGCGCCGCCGCCGCCAGCAGGAGGGCCCCCCCCGCGGCUGCUCUGGCCUCGCCAUGUCCGCUCCCUCUUCCUCCUCCGCCGCGCUGCGGCCGGUCACUCACCUGAUCUUUGACAUGGACGGCCUGCUGCUGGAUACUGAGCGCCUCUAUACAAUGGUGUUCGAAGAGAUCUGUGGGCGUUUUGGAAAGACCUAUACAUGGGAUUUGAAAUCCUUGGUCAUGGGUAAGAAAGCCCUAGAAGGAGCGCAGAUUAUUCGAGAUGUUCUAGAUCUUCCAAUAACCAAAGAAGAGUUAUUACAUGAAAGUAAAAUGAAGCAGGAGAAGAUAUUCCAUACUGCUGAAUUGAUGCCAGGGGCUGAUAAGCUGAUCCGUCAUUUACACAAGCACAACAUACCCAUAGCUGUUGCCACCAGCUCAGCUGAAGUGACAUUUCAGAUGAAAACAGCCAGACACAAAGACUUCUUUAGUCUUUUUCAUCAUAUUGUGUUGGGAGAUGACCCGGAGGUGAAGCGUGGCAAGCCAGAGCCUGAUGCAUUUCUAGUCUGUGCAAAGAGAUUUCACCCUCCUGCACCUCCAGAAAAGUGUCUUGUGUUUGAAGAUGCACCACUUGGAGUCAAAGGAGCCCUGGCAGCAGGAAUGCAAGUAGUUAUGAUUCCAGAUGAAAAAUUAAAUCCAGACCUUAAAAAGGAGGCAACACUACUGCUGAACUCCAUGGAGGAUUUCAAACCAGAACUGUUUGGUUUACCAGCAUAUGAUUAAUGUCUAAUCUCCAUGAACAUGCACUUGACUGCGGAUCAGGAAAGUGGAAUGAAAUUUUGUUAUGAUUUUAUGAUUGUUUUGCAUCUUUUCCUUUCUUCUUCAAAACUAGAGCACAAGAAUCCUGUUAACACCAAGUCUUCCACACCGUACCUUUGAAAGUUGACUGGAAUGUUUACAAUUUGUCCUCGUGAUAAAUGCUAAAUUAAAGCAGCAUUUUGUCUUGUGAAGUGAAUCCAGCCUUGUUCUCUGCUGUGGUGGGCUGACUCUGGCUGGAUGCCAGGUGCCCCCCACAGCCACUCUCCUCAACUGGGCAGGGGAGAAAAAAUGUAACAAAAGGCUCGUGGGCUCAGAUAAAGACAGUGAGAGAUCAUUCACCAGUUACCGUCACAGGCAAAAGAGAUUCUACUUAGGGAAGUUAAUUUAUUACCAACCAAAUCAGAGUAGGAUCAUGAGAAAUAAAAACUAAAUCUUAAAACACCUGCCCCCCACCCCUCCCUUCUUCCCGGGCGUAACUUUGCUCACAAAUUCUAUACCUCCUCCCCCACAGCAGUACAGGGAGAUGGGUAAUGGGAGUUGCAGUCAGUUCAUCACACAUUGUCUCUGCCGCUCCUUCCUCCUCAGAAGGAGGACUCCUCAUAUGGUUCCCCUGCUCCAGCAUGGGGUCCCUCCCAUGGGAGAUGGUUCUCCAUGAACUUCUCCAGCACGGGUCCUUCCCGUAGGCUACAGUUCUCUACGAACUGCUUGUGCUUGGGUCCUUUCCACAGGGUGCAGUCCUUCAGGAACAGACUGCUCCAACAUGAGUCCCCCACGGAGUCACAAGUCCUGCCAGCAAACCUGCUGCAGUGUGGACUUCUCUCUCCAUGGGAUGCCAGGUCCUGCCAGGAGCCUGCUCCAGCGCAGGCUCUCCACAGAGUCACAAUCUCCUUCAGGCACCUCCACCUGCUCUGGCAUGGGAUCCUUCACAAGCUGCAGGUGAAUAUCUGUUCCACUGUUAACCUGCACGGGCUGUGGGGGGACAGCCUGUCUCAUCAUGGUCCUCAUCACAGGCUACAGGGGAAUCUCUGCUCUGGCACCUGGAGCACCUUCUCCCCCUCCUUCUUCACUGACGUUGGUGUCUGCAGAGUUGUUUCUCUCACAUAUUCUCACUCCUCUCUCCGGCUGCCAUUGCUAUGGCCCUUUUUUUUUUCCUCUUCUUAAAUGCGUUAUCCUAGAGGCGCUACCACCAUCACUGAUGGGCUUGGCCUUGGCCAGCAGCAGGUCCGUCUUGGAGCCAGCUGGCAUUGGCUCUAUAGGACAUAUGGAGAAGCUUCUAGCAGCUUCUCACAGAAGCCACCCUCGUAGCCUUCCCCAUUACCAAAACCUUGCCAUGCAAACCCAAUAUAUCUGCACAUCAUAGAAGCUCCUUGUUCUGUUUCCACUUGAAUGGCUUACUGUUUAGAUCUUAACCAGAAAUCUGUUCUGGAUUGGCUUUUAUCCCAUUACUUUUUUUUUUUUUAUACAGUUACCGCUAUUAACAUGUUUAUCCAUUUCCUCAUCCUGUACUUGCCCCUCUGUUCCCCUUUGUAUCCUGUGGUCUGUUUUUGGGGGGUUUUUUUGACGUUAUUUGCAGGGUUUCUGUUGUGCUUUUUAUGUUUUCUUAAUUUAUUUUCUUCUUGGAGGUUGAAUGUGACAAGUUCCAGAGGUCCCUUACAACCUCCAUUAUUCUAUAAUUUUGUCAUUGUCUUUUUUGGCAUGGUGAAUGCCAUAGUGAAUGGCAUGGAGCAAUACAAGGUUAUCUCAUCCUGCUGUUUAACGAAAAUGCUUUGCACCUUCCUUCUUUCAUUUCCUUUUAUUCUUCUCAUUUUCCAUGUUGCCAUGUAGCCUUCCAUUUCUUUCUUGUAAAAUGAAUCCAUCCGGUCUCCCUGCUUCAAUUCUGAUAAAGUUAUGGCCUUAAUUCCUUCAUAUCCCAAUGGCUUUCUCUGUCCAUCCUUACUUACCCAUUCUUGCCUCUUGAGCCCUUUUUUUACCAAGUUCCCUACAGAAAGUUUUGCUAUCUGUUUUUAAAAUACAGAAGUUGUAUUUUUGGUUUAUUUAAGUACUUAAAAUUUAUUUUCCUGGCUACCAUAAUUUCCACAAAAUGUUUAUGUUGUCAUCUGUCCCUCUUACUUCUGUCUGUCUCUGACAUCUCAUCAAGACCAGGGUAAGGGUCUCUUUAGAAAAUGAUAGACACGUAGACAUGGUUUGGUGGAACCCAUGAGUACAUGUAUGACAUGGUGGAAGCAAUGUCUUUUACUUCGUCUAAAGAAGAAAAAUUAUGUAUUAUGUAGGUUUUAUGACUGCUUUAUAAAGUGAAUUAUUGUGUUCAGCAUUUAAAAAACAAAGUUUUGAGUUGACUGUCCAUAAAAUACUCCAAAAUCUUGGUAAAAUAUUAAACUCUGUAAAGACAAGAAGCGUGAACUAUGUCAAAUAAGGGAAUUUCCAUGUAUUAUGAGAAUACUUCUCUGACCUCAUUUUUUUAUUCUAAUAUCGUCUGUUUAUCUUCGAUCUUCCUUACAAAAUUUUUCUGGGCAUUUCUGGUGUUUAACUGUUUUAGAUAGAAGGGUUUUUUUGGUCAGGAAAAAAAAUUAAUAAAUCAUAGAUACUUCAGUAUUCAAGGUGAGUGUCGUUACAUGUCUUUGCUCCUGGA
Chroicocephalus ridibundus (black-headed gull) is the source of this 3490-nucleotide messenger RNA. It is a transcript of the gene PUDP, whose product is annotated as pseudouridine 5'-phosphatase. The record is from RefSeq and is a predicted model, not a curated record. The transcript is spliced from 4 exons. The coding region runs from base 121 to 825 and encodes 234 amino acids. Gene Ontology annotation, molecular function: phosphatase activity. NCBI's taxonomy places the organism in Eukaryota, Metazoa, Chordata, Aves, Charadriiformes, Laridae.